Moneuplotes crassus is the source of this 1087-nucleotide messenger RNA. The record is from the annotation of a GenBank genome assembly. NCBI's taxonomy places the organism in Eukaryota, Ciliophora, Spirotrichea, Euplotida, Euplotidae.
CUUCAGAGCCUAGAUGUUUCAAUACUUUAGAGGCUUUACAAUUCGUCACUAACAUAGCUUUUUUAGAAGCCAAUCGAUAUAAGAAUCAGAAAAUUACCACAAAAGAAACCACACUUUUAUAAAAAUCCUUUUAAAACAUCUCUAACUCCUCCGAAAACCGAAGGUAUUUCUGAGAAGGAGGAGGAGAACAAGAAAGAAGACUUAAUCUUGCCUACUAAUAACCCUUCUUCUGACAUCUGACACAUUUGACUAUCUGACAUAACUCUGGAAAGAACCUUGGCAUGCUCCCACAAAUUCUGUAAAGAGUGCAUCAAGACUCAUUUCACCUUUCAAGUGAGGUCUGGCAAAGCUGAUUUGACUUGUCCGAGCUGAAUAAAGGUGGUGGAUCCUAAUUCGGUCACAGACCUGGUAGCCUCGAAGGAGCAGAGACAGAGAGAAUACCUUGUUGAAAAGAAAAGGGUUAUGAACGAUCCUCAUUUAUAUUAUUGACCAAAGCCUGGAUGCUGGAGAUAUAUCAGAAGCGAGUGAAAAAUCAGAGGUAAAAAGAACAAAGCUCAAUGAGAGUGAGGCCACAUCUUCUGAACAGGAUGAGCAGAGCCAUGGCAUGAAGAGCAAGCAUGAGAAGAUGUCAGAGACAAAGGAUUAGUUGAAUUUCAAAGAAACAACAAUGUCACUUAUUGUCCACAUUGAAAAUCUAUCAUCGAAAGGAUAGAAGGUUGACCUCAUAUGCAUUGUGCAACUUGAGGCAGGACUUUCAACCUGAACUUCCUAACCAAAUACUUGAAGUAUUCUCCAGCAAGAGGUUCUGCACAAGAAAGCCAAUGUCCUCCUGAAUUACGAUGCAUGUGGCAAGUUGUUUAUCUAUCACUACUUCCGUUUUUCCUAUUUAUUAUACUAUUUGACAAUGCAAGAAAAAGCUUUGAAAAUGGACAAAAUAAAUGGGGAUGGUUAUGGAUAGUCUGAGGGAUACUUUCGAUGACCUUUCCAAUAAUUUAUCUCCCAUUUUUUAUUAUCAUUGUGCUGAUAGAAGCUAUAGCAUUCCCUAUUUACUUCCUGAUUGUUCUGUGAGUGGUGAAUCAAAAUUAAG